Messenger RNA from Paramuricea clavata, 1281 nucleotides. The record is from the annotation of a GenBank genome assembly. NCBI's taxonomy places the organism in Eukaryota, Metazoa, Cnidaria, Anthozoa, Malacalcyonacea, Plexauridae.
AUGUCAGAGUUAUUAAAAGAAGCUAAGAUCGGUCGUAGAAAUGCCAAAGCAACGUUAACUAGAGCAGGGGAAACAUUAAGACAUACACUCCACGUACAGCGACCAGCAGAGGAGGUUAAACAAUCGCUAACUAAGCUACAAGAAGCGUAUGAAAAAUUGAUAACUAAACACAAAGAACUUACUAAAUUAAUCGAAGACGAUGCGGAAUUCGAAACGGAAGAAGCCUGGCUAGCCGAGUGUCAGGAAGCUUUUAUGAAUUUUGAGAUAGAAGGCAAAAAACAUGUAGAUGAAGCUGCAAAACAAGUAAGCGAAGAAAAUAUAACAAACAGUCAGCCAAGCGCGAGUGCAAGUGACGCUCAUAACGAAAAUAAUAGCGACCAAAAUGAAAACAACAAUGUUAAUUUAGAGCAAGUUUUGCCAGACAACGCCUUGCCUGUCUCAAGUGAUGUCUGGACCGGAAGUCAAGCUGUCGCGACGGGGGGAGAGGUACCCACUGAAAACAGCGCGUGCGGAUUUAAGAUGGAAAAACCAAAAUUACCUAAAUUUUCGGGAGAUGUACGGGAGUACGCGAUAUUUAAAGCCGAUUUUAAGCACGCUACUGAACCAAGGUACUCUAAACGUGAUGCUGUAACACUUUUACGAACAUGUUUAAACGGAAGACCACUCGAACUAAUUAAGGGCAUCGGAACAAAUUACGACGCAGCUUGGGAAUACUUGGACUCGAUUUACGGUGAUCCUAGAGUAGUAUCAGAUACAGUAAUGCAAGAUAUAGUCAAGUUUAGAGCAUUAAAUAGUGACGAAGAUGCCCGAUUUUGUGAACUUGUACACUUGGUAAAGAGAAGUUAUAACACGUUAAAGGAAGUUGGUUUGCCAAAUGAUAUGGAUAACAGCCACAUGUUAUCGAUCAUUGAAAAAAAGAUGUGUGCUGACGAUAGAAAAGUUUGGUCACGUGAUCUCGAGAAAGACAAGAAAACAGAAUCGUUACAUGGCUUAAUGACAUGGAUGAAUAUCGAGAUGAAGUCCAGAAUGAGAGCGUCUGCACCAUUGAGAACAAGUAGCAAACAUUCAAUCAAUCAUUUAAAGCAAUUCCAGGGAGGCGAAGACCAAUUCUCAAACCACCGAUGUUGGCUUUGUAAAACGUCAUCCCAUUGGGUGGACCAAUGUGCGAAGUUUUCGUCCUUAAAUCAUGACCAACGCCUACAAUGCGCAAGAGAACACCACGCCUGUUAUAGCUGUUUAAAGAGAGCCGGUAGAAACCACCGGAUGUCGAACUGUUCUUGA